UUGGCCAACACACCUUAUAUAAACCCAAUAUGUAUCUAUUACAUAUAUAUUUAGACUAAGUAUCAAAAUUCUCAACCCAAAUUCGUUAAGCCUUUAUUAAAGAUUCAGAACAAGAUAAAAAUCUGAGUGUACGUACGUAGGUAGGUAGGUACAAAUGGUAAGAGCCCCAUGUUGCGAUAAGAUGGGAUUGAAGAAAGGCCCGUGGACGCUACAAGAAGACCACAUCCUCAUCAAUUACAUUAAUAUGUAUGGUCAUGGCAAUUGGCGCGCUCUCCCUAAACUAGCUGGUUUAUUGCGAUGCGGAAAGAGUUGUAGGCUAAGAUGGACUAAUUAUCUUAGCCCAGAUAUUAAAAGGGGCAACUUCACUCGAGAAGAAGAACAAACCAUCAUACAAUUGCAUGCAGCCUUGGGAAACAGAUGGUCAGCCAUUGCAGCACGACUACCAGGUCGUACAGAUAACGAAAUAAAAAACGUAUGGCACACUUAUUUGAAGAAGAGAGCAGUGAACGAGCAUGAAAAUUUUGAGCAGCAAAGAGACACAUUAAAAGAAGAGGACGACGUCGUGGUGGAGUCAUCACCGUCAUCUUCAUCAUCUAAUAAACCCUCCUCCGAAAUCAUCAAUAAUAAUUAUAGUGGCGGGCAUAAUAAUCCCCAAACUAGUUCUAAUACCAGUGACAUAUCUUCUGGGAUCUCGAAUGAUAACGGUGGUGACAUACAAAUAUUAUUGAGGAAUAAUAAUUCACAACUAAUGGAUGACGAUUUUUGGUCGGAGAUUUUCUCAGCUGGCGAAAUUAGCUCCAUGAUGACUACUACUGUGGAAGGGGAGUACAAGUAUACAUCAAGCAGCAUUAUGCAUGAUGACAUGCACUUUUGGUUCAAUGUAUUUACUAAAGGGGAUGAAUUAUUAUAAUUAGAUAUAUACUACGAGUAUCUAAUUAAGCAA
Messenger RNA from Erigeron canadensis, 943 nucleotides. Its product is annotated as transcription factor MYB14-like. The coding region runs from base 155 to 910 and encodes 251 amino acids. The transcript is spliced from 3 exons. The record is from RefSeq and is a predicted model, not a curated record. Lineage: Eukaryota; Viridiplantae; Streptophyta; Magnoliopsida; Asterales; Asteraceae.